Xiphophorus couchianus (Monterrey platyfish) is the source of this 2191-nucleotide messenger RNA. It is a transcript of the gene l2hgdh, whose product is annotated as L-2-hydroxyglutarate dehydrogenase. The coding region runs from base 136 to 1479 and encodes 447 amino acids. Gene Ontology annotation, molecular function: (S)-2-hydroxyglutarate dehydrogenase activity. Lineage: Eukaryota; Metazoa; Chordata; Actinopteri; Cyprinodontiformes; Poeciliidae. The transcript has 10 exons. The record is from RefSeq and is a predicted model, not a curated record.
ACGGGACGCACGGCAGCGACAUAAACGGCUAGCUGCGAAAACAAAAGAACAACACAGAGACAGAGAUUUCAGAAAGUCUGUCCGCCCGCCGCGCCAUGAAGGAAAAACUGUGAGCUUCCUUUCAAAGUACCAACAAUGAUGAGAACCCGGAGCGGCGGGGCUUUAAAUGCAGUUUGUGCAGUGCAGCCGAAGCUGCUAAAGGGCAUUGCAAGCAGACGGCUCCACAGCACAUACGAUGUGGCCGUUGUUGGUGCUGGCAUUGUGGGCCUGGCCUCAGCCAGAGAGCUAAUUCAAAGACAUCCGGCGCUCACCUUCGUCCUGCUGGAGAAAGAGAAAGAACUUGCUGCGCACCAGAGUGGGCACAACAGUGGAGUCAUCCACAGUGGGAUCUACUACACGCCGGGCUCGCUGAAGGCUCGGCUGUGUGUACGAGGAGCAACGUUGGCAUACCAGUACUGCGAGAAGAAAGGGAUUCCUUAUAAACGAUGUGGAAAGCUAAUCGUGGCUGUAGAGCAGGAAGAAAUUCCCAGACUGAAAGCUCUGUACGAACGCGGCUUGAAGAACAAAGUGCGCGACCUCAGCGUUGUCGACGCCAAGGGGAUCCGAGAGCGAGAGCCGUACUGCCGGGGGAUAAUGGCUUUGGAUUCACCCUACACCGGCAUCGUUGACUGGCGGAUGGUGGCCCUCGGGUACGGCAGAGACUUUGAGGAGGCAGGCGGCGCCGUGGUCACCGAGUUUGAGGUCAGUGACAUGUCCGUGGUCAAAGAGAGCCCAGCCGGGAGCCCCGACGGAAUGAAACAUCCCAUUGCAAUAAGAAAUAAAAAGGGCGACGAAGUGCGGUGCCGUUACGUCCUGACCUGCGGAGGCCUCUACUCGGACCGGCUGUCGCAGAUUUCUGGAUGCAGCACGGAACCGAGGAUCGUUCCCUUCAGAGGAGAUUACCUGGUGCUGAAACCAGAGAAGCACUACCUGGUCAGAGGAAACAUCUACCCUGUUCCCGACCCUCGAUUCCCGUUCCUCGGAGUUCACUUCACGCCGCGGAUGGACGGCGGCGUUUGGCUCGGCCCCAACGCAGUGCUCGCAUUUAAAAGGGAGGGCUACCACCUGUACGACUUCGACGCCCGGGAUUUUGCAGACGCACUCUCCUUCAGAGGCCUUCAGAAGCUCGUGCUGAGGAAUGUAACUUAUGGACUCGGGGAAAUGUACAGAGGAGUUUUCCUUGGUGCGCAGAUUAAAAUUCUGCAGAAGUAUAUCCCCGAACUCUCUCUAAGCGACGUGCUCAGAGGUCCGACGGGAGUCCGAGCUCAGGCCCUCGACCGCGACGGGAACCUGGUGGAUGACUUCGUCUUCGACGGCGGCGUCGGAGAUUUGGGCAGUCGGGUGCUCCACGUGCGCAACGCCCCCUCUCCGGCAGCUACCUCCUCCCUCGCCAUCGGCGAAAUGAUUGCGGAUGAGGUGGAGAGUCGCUUCACGCUGUAGACGCUCGUGGCGAUCGGCGUGACGAAACUGGAGGGGGGGGGGGAACGGAGAAAUCCAGCCACAAAUUGAAACUUUCUGAGCCUUUUGAGUUAACGCCAGGCCUUUCAUUUGACUCCUUUUUUUUUUUUUAAAGACUUUUAUCACUGAAGUGCUGAAACGGGCUACAAACAUGUUUACUCUUUCACAUCCAUGUAGAAACUCAUCUUUACCCUCUGCACAACCUUCUGGAGACAUGAAAUUAGAAACAAUUUUCUAACUUUUAAAUGAAUUUGUUUAGCACCUUACCUUGUAGGUCUUAAACAGAAUGUGGACAUAAAUUAGGUGUUUCUACUAGUUGAAUUGUGGUGCUGAGAUUCUUUUUGUUUUUGUUUUUUUAAAGCUUUUGGGUAUGUUUGAAUAAUCAUUCAUCUCCGGAAAUACAUUUGUCUGCACAAAAAUGCACAAUCUGUGGGGAAAAGGACGUUUUUUUUUUUCUUUCUUUGUUUUAAGUUGGUUUUAGAUUCGACUUUAUAUCGAAUCUAUAAAUUGCUCUUUGUGGUCAUUUUCUGUCGUUUGAAACUGUGACCUCUUUUUUUUUUUUUUGAUAAGUCGCCUCAGUGAAUUCAACCACUGCUGUAACUAAUGUACACAAAUCUCUCUGUGUUAUUUAAUUUUAUAUACUAAUAAAUGAAUACAUGAGUAUUUUUUACAGGAAAUAAAUAUUUGGAUUGAA